Molecule: messenger RNA, 6453 nt
Organism: Naumovozyma dairenensis CBS 421
Lineage: Eukaryota; Fungi; Ascomycota; Saccharomycetes; Saccharomycetales; Saccharomycetaceae
Gene: BPH1
Product: Bph1p
Exons: 1
Coding region: 1-6453 (2150 amino acids)
Molecular function (GO): protein binding
Source: RefSeq, a predicted model, not a curated record
AUGCUAGAAAAAAAUGAAGAGGACGAAUUAAUUCCCCUCUUAGAUCAGCUUUUAGUGUUGACACCAGAUGAUUCCAUAGCAAUGGGUUCACUCCCCCAACGGGAACAUAUUAUGCAAAUUUUAAUGAAUUUUUGUCCAAUUCAGGAUACUAUACCUGUCUCAGAUAGAAGUAAAUCAAACUAUCAGGACUGUGAUGUUGCCGAUUAUGUUAAUCUAGAGCUCAACCAUAGAUUCCAACUUUCUUGUACCGACAAUAUUUUUCAGAUAUCUGAUGAUACCCUUUGGCUAGAGUUAUUAAAUAAUAAAUGGAACUCCAAAAAAUAUAUCAUAGCCCUUCAAAUCAUCAUUGCGUUGACAAGAAAUUCACUUAUAGACAAACAAUUACUCGGAAAAAUUCCAAACUUUAAAUCUAAUUUAUACAACAGAUUAUUAACGGAUCCAAGUGAGGGGACCGACUUUAAUAUUCUCGAUAAAUUAUCAGAGUUAUAUUCGGUUGUGCUUUCAGUUGACUGUGUCUCCCAAGAUAUUCUCAAUCUAUAUACACACGUUCAUAACAACUUCCUACGAAGUACCCUGGAAUCCCUUGCAACCCAAAUUACAGAUCCACUAUGCGAUACAUAUCUUCAGUUCAGUGAUUCCUAUAUAACACUACCUAAAUAUCCUCGACUGAUGGAAAAUUUAUCGUUGCAGUUUAGCAUCUCUUUUGAUAACAUUGUUUCAAACCGAUUUAUGUCAUUGAAUAAGAAUAUUCAUUUAGAGAUUCACGGUGGCCAAUUUUCCAUUUCCAAUAACAACUUUAUCUUGGUGUUGUUUGAUGAUUUUGAGCUUAUUCCGUAUACCCUCUAUUCAAUUACCCUAGUUAUGGAAAAUAGAGAAAUGGUACUUUAUAUCGACGGCGACUUUAUCAAUAAAAUUUCUAUUUUUGAACAUAUCAACAGCAAUAAAUCCGGUAUUAGUAUUGACUUAGGUUCCAAUAUAUCUUCUUUUAGACUUUACAGAUGUUGCGUUUGGAAUUUAUCCUUAAACGCAGAAUGCAUUAAAAUAUUAUACCUCAAGAGCUACAUACCGGAUAUAAUUUCAGUUAAUAACCAUAGUUUAUCUAAGUUGGUAUCGGCUGCAUUAUUAGAAAGCAUAUACCAAAGCUUAGCCUCUCCAGAUGUCAAAUAUAGUACAUUCUUAAGAAGAAUAAACGUAUUAAAUUCACAAAACUUGAUCAUCAACUUUACUGCUACGGAUCAGGUCCUGAAGGAAGAAAAAAAUACCAAAGACAUUGAAACUACGAAAAAAAUUCAAAACUACACCUUACUUGAUAAUGAUCCAGAUAAUGAUGAUAUAUUUGGAUCCAAUAAAAUUUAUUAUUAUAAAUCUUCAGCAUUGGUGUCGAUGUUCAUUUCAGUUAAUAGUAUACGGCUCAUCCUAUGUGAAUUUAAAAAAUGUGCUGAUCUUAAAACAUUAUUCGCAUUGAUAACUCAUUUAUUUACUCUUUUACAACAUCCUCAGUUAGAAAAAUGGUUUAAUGAAGAAUUUGGUUUUCCUGUAUUGGCCCAUUCUCUAAUUACUGAAGUAAUACAAAGACUAGAAGAACCAUUAUCAAUUGAAUUCACUAACUUAUUUAUGACACAAUGUGGUAUAAACUUGGACGAUCCAACAGAUUCAAUUUUGAAAAAUGAAAUAAUAUGGGUAAAUCUCGUAUUUAACAUUCAUCUAUGGUAUUUUACCAGCACUGAAAAGAAACAAAUUCAUCCAAGUGUUGAAAUUAUACGAUUCAUUUUUUUCCAAGUUAUCAAUUUAUUAGAAACAUCCAAAUAUAAAAGCUAUAAUUUAAAGAUCCUUCGAAAAAUGGAAUUCAUACAGAAGUUAUCGUACCAACAACAUUCAAUCGCUGGCAAGUCGCCAAAUGAAUUAAUAGAACUGAAACCUGAUGUAACCAAUGUCUACCUUAGUUUACUGAAAGAUAAUAUCAAUAAGAGAGAUAUACAAUGGUAUCUUAAUUUUGCAUACUACGAACUGAAAUGUAAGCAUGUUCAAACCGUUGAUACAGUAUUACUAGCACUAGAUAAAACUUUCGAGAAUAUUAUGUGUGAAAAUGAAACAAAUAAUUUAUUAAUUUUUGUGAACUCCGUAUCUUUCAAGUUUCUAACUAUGACACUGGAAGAAUUCGCAACGCAAAGUGCAGAUCCAACCCUACUUUUGAGUAUUAUUUUAAAAUAUCUCUUAGUCAACAAAUCUUUAUUAAAUGGUUCAAACGGUGACACAACAGCGAAUCAGUUACUGGCGAUUUUCAGAAAAAUCGAUUUGAUUUACUGCGAAAAAAUUGUAUAUCUUUUCUAUCAAUAUUCUUUGGGUAAUUUCAAGACUUCACAAAGCGACCUAUUAUUGUCUGGUUUUAUGAAAGAGAGUGCAAGAGAUGAUAAAGAAAUAAAAGCUAACAAAUUAAUCUGUAUAUCAAUCCGGUUGCUGGAAUGGGCUGUUUUGAAUGACGUUUCCACAACGUUCCAAAUUGGCUUAGAAAACUUUGUUUUCGUCAUGAUGAAAGAAGUCAGUGCAUUGGAAAAAGUGGAUUGUAACCGACCAUUUUUUGAUCCUCAGACUAGUAAUAUUCCACAUUAUUUAUUAGACUUGUUGCUUACUAUGAGUAAGCCUCAAAAUAGCAAUAUAUAUGAGAAAGGAACUUUAAAAAUAAGAGAAAUUUUACAGAAUAUUAUCAUGCAUAACCUUUCCAACCUUGACAACGCAUCAUUUGAAAAAUCAAUUCAAACGUUGCUGAAUUUGGGAAACCAAAGUCAUUACCUGUCAAUUCAGUUCUAUAAUAAGAAAAACAAUUACUUUGAUUUAUCUAUCAUCAAAUUGAUUAUCCCCCUAGUAUUCGAUCAGUUUGUUAAUAUUGGAGAGGUAUUUCCUUCCAUACUGGAGGAAAGGCCAUAUCUGCUUCCAAACUUGCUAACUCUUUUUGAUCUCGUUGGACAUUACAUGAAAAUUACAAGAAUGGACGGUCAUUUUCUUUUAGCAUGCCACGAAUGUAUAAUGCAAUGUCUAGAAACUAUUUUUACAGGGACUAAGCAAAGAAUCAGGAAUGUAUCAAAACCGCCCUUUGUAGCGCUAGGGAAGAACCAUUUCUUUUUCAUAAUGUAUGCUGUAUUAAAGAAACAAAUCAAUUGGGACACAGAAACCUCAAGUUUAUUUUACAGAAGUUUUCUUCUGUACCAACAGCUUCUAUUUACUCCGAGCAAUAAUAUAUUUGAUGAAAACGAACUCUCUUUUCUCCUUAUUUUCCUGGGGUCACAGUUACAACAAUCUCCUUCUAACAGCUUGCUUAUAUCAGUCAUCAGAACAUUAUUGGUUCACCGUCGAAAUAGUAUCAAAAACAUCGCAAAGUUUUUAGACUUAAGUAAUGAAUCUGCAAUUCAGGUUCUGCUGAAUAAGUGUAUUUCUCUAAAUGACAGUGAAAUGAUAUCAUUAUUAAAGAAGGACUCUCUUUCACUUUUUGAUCGAGACCAGCAAGAACGCUUAUUAGUGUUCAUCUUAAAGGAAAUAAAUAACUGUGAAGAAAUAAAGUCCUUAGAUGAUCAACACCUUUUCAAACAGCUUUACGCUAUGAAACAGGGAUCUGAUGAACUUAAUUACAAGGACUCUCUCCAAUUAUUAGAACUAUUCCAUAAAGAUACUGAACCGUUUACUAACAAAAUUCUCAGAUUUUAUGUGAAAUGGGUGUCUAACAUUAGCGCCGAUAUGGAGGAAGAUUCCAUCGUGAAUAUAGAUAAACUAGGACACAUUCAUUUCCAGUUAGAUCAAUUUCUUAAAGUUCAGAAUAUGUAUAGUUCACAUUCCGAAUGGGUUUUGGACAAUGCAGAAGAUAUCAACAGAAGUAGACGGAGGUUGCUACCUUUGUAUUCGCCUGGUGAAAGAGAUAUAGUCAAAGUAGAGAAGAAGGCCUCUUCAGAUCUAAAGAAUCAAACUACACGUACAUCACGCAGUUUUAGUGAUGCUGGUUCAUACGAUCUAUUAUUAGAUAUGGACCUAACUGACCCUGAAUUUCAAGAUAAUAUGGAUGAAAAUCGUAACAUCUUAAAAUUACUGAAUGAGACAGACUCUAUAAAGCAAAUUUGGAAUUGUUGUCAAGUUAUUGGCUUGGAUAUCCAAGAAGGUAUUUUGAUAAUGGGCCAUUUCUAUGUAUAUUUUGUCAGUGGUUAUUAUUUCUCCAAAUCUAAACAGAAAAUCCUGAAGUUAGUAGAAGCGCAUGAUGUGAAUGCAAAGUUAAUAAGCAGCUCAUCCAAUCCGAACCAGGAUAUUCCGAAAGUACGUGAGGUUCAUGUUUGGAAUCUUUUCCAAAUGACCUUUGUCAUUAAGAAACCAUUCUUAUUGCGGGAUGUGGCUAUAGAGGUUCUUUUUGAAAAUAGAGUAAGCUGCUUCUUCAGUUUCAAUGAUUGCGCGUCCAGGAACUCGGUUUAUCACGCCUUUGAACGAUUACCUAAGAAUCAUAAUAUUGAUCCUGUGUUUCUUAAUGUACUUUCUGUGUUGAAGUCGAAUAGUUCAACCAUUGGAUCAAGAAAUGGUAUAUCAAAACUAAGUCUGACUAAGAAGUUUGUUAAUGCCAUUGCAAGCAGCUCUGAUUUAGUUGAUGGACUUCACGUAACAAGAAUGUGGCAAAAUGGUGAACUUUCCAACUUUUAUUACUUAAAUAUAUUAAAUACUCUCGCUGGACGAAGUUUUAAUGAUUUGACUCAAUAUCCCGUAUUCCCAUGGGUAAUUGCUGAUUAUACUAGCGAGAACUUAGAUUUAUCAAAUCCUAAGAGCUACAGAGAUUUAUCAAAACCUAUGGGUGCACAAACAGAAAGAAGAAGGAAUGAAUUUAUUGAGCGGUACGAAGCUUUGCAUUCAUUAAAUGAUCCUCAAUCCCCCCCUUUCCACUAUGGAACUCAUUAUUCAUCUGCAAUGAUUGUCUCUUCUUUCUUAAUUAGAUUAAAACCAUUUAUUGAUUCGUUUCUGUUAUUACAAGACGGUAAGAUUAAUCACCCCGAUAGACUAUUCAAUUCCGUUGAGCGGGCCUGGAGCUCAUCAUCUGCUGAAAACACGACUGAUGUAAGGGAACUUAUUCCUGAGUUUUUCUUUCUUCCUGAAUUAUUUAUAAAUAUCAAUAAUUUCGAUUUUGGGAAGGAUCAUAAUAAGUCGAAAGUUAACAAUGUCGCCCUACCCCCUUGGGCGAACAAUGAUCCUAAGGUGUUUAUUCGUAAAAAUAGGGAAGCGCUAGAGAGUAGUUAUGUUUCAGAGAACUUACAUAAAUGGAUUGAUUUAAUAUUUGGAUUCAAACAAAAGGGGGAAAGGGCUAUCGAGGCGGUUAAUGUGUUUAAUAGGUUAAGUUAUCCAGGUUCGGUGAACUUGGAGAAUAUUGAUGACGAGAACGAGAGAAGAGCAGUGGUUGGAAUAAUUCAUAAUUUUGGUCAAACUCCAUUACAACUAUUUGAAGAACCUCAUCCACCACGUUCAUUUACCGAUAUCCAUCAUAUAGACCAGAAAUGCUGGGAUGAAGUACCUGAUGUAGCCACCAAAAUAACAGGAAAAGCAUGGGGUGAUCCAACAGGGGACAAUCAUAGUAUUCAAUAUAUCAACUACCGAAGAAGUCAGCAUACCAAGAAACUAUACUGUGACGGAUUCCCAUUCCUAAAUUUCCAAUACCUGGAUGAGUCGACAAGAUUCCAUAUUAAGCUGGGAUCGUUAUUAUCAUUAGAAAUAAAUGAAGUGAUAUUCACCAAUGUGCAUGAGACAGAGAUUACAUCAUUCUUAUUUAUCAGUACGGAGUUGUUCUCGACAGGUGACUCGAGUGGUCUGAUCAAAAUCUGGAAGCUUGAUAAAUUCAAACAGCUAAAGCAUUUAGGAAAUUUAUAUGGACAUUUAUCAGAAAUAAAGGAAAUGCAUUCAUAUGAUAAUCAAAACAGUCUUCUGUCCCUAGAUACAUCCGGUACGGUAAUUCUAUGGGACCUUAUGGAUCAUCAACCAAUUAGAAUACUAACCAAAAAUGGGUUACAUAUCAGUACAUCUAAUAACCAAGGUAUAAUCGGAAUAGUGGAUUUUACUAAUAACCUGAAGCUUUUCAAUUUAAAUGGGCUUUCAUAUGAUAUCAAGUUUAAAGCCAAUGGGAUGAUAACGUCUUUGGCGUUUGCAAGCUUUGAAUCCCUAGUGACAAUGACUCAAAAUCAUAUGUAUUGGAAGGAGGAAGCAAUCAUUCUUCUCGGAAUGUCCGCUGGUGAGGUUGAGAUAUAUGAAUUAGAAUGUUUUGAGUCAGUUUGGAAACUGAAAUUCCUAAGACGUCUCCAUUCUGGUGAAAAAAUACCUAUAACUUGUAUAAAUUCCUACAUUUAUAAGGAAAACAAAGUAUCAGUGCACGUAAGCAAGAAAAGUACAAUAAAGUUAAACAUUGCAGCUGGAGAUUGCAAAGGAAACUUAUAUACAUGGUAA